AUGCGGCAGUGCCGGGGCGCAGGGCUGGCGGGGCUGGCCGCGCUGCUCCUGGUAGCUGCUGGCAGAGCCCAGGUGCAGCAGGACCCAUGGGCAGAGACCACCCAGGGCACCGGCAUCAGCAUCAACUGCUCACACCCCAACAUAAAGAUCACCGACUUCAUCCACUGGUACCGUCAGCUCCCUGGCAGAGGCCCCGCAUUCCUCGUGAGCAGUCUUAAAGGGUCCAAAGAGCUGCGGAACCCAUCAGGGCGGCUGUCGGUGGCGGCAGACCGCCGGUCCAGCGCCCUGUGGCUCGCCCGGCCCCGGUGCGGGGACGCGGCGGUGUAUUACUGCGCCCUGGAAGACACGGGGAGAGGUCCAGGAACUACCUGUUCAAAGGAAACAGAGGUCGAGGCCCUGCAGCUGUCCCGGCUGCAGCUGGCGCUGUGCAGGCUUAUUCUUCCUGGAGGACGGGGAGAGUCCACUUGCCAGGAGACAAUCUUCUGCCCGUGCAGAGCCACCGAGCACUCUCAGCCCGGGCGAGAGACCGCGAGUGGCGCCGGCACAGGGCUCAGCCCCGGGGCGGAGCUGGCGUCGGAGGAGAGGAGAGGAGGCGGCGGAGAGGAGGUGCCGCGGCUGGAGCAGUGA
This is a messenger RNA of Gavia stellata (red-throated loon), 627 nucleotides long. RefSeq lists its product as uncharacterized. Bases 1 to 627 code for a protein of 208 amino acids. Gene Ontology annotation, biological process: response to bacterium. The record is from RefSeq and is a predicted model, not a curated record. Lineage: Eukaryota; Metazoa; Chordata; Aves; Gaviiformes; Gaviidae. The transcript is spliced from 3 exons.